GGGUGAGGGCAUGUGCUAGGCUGCUCCAUACGUCACGUGUGGGCGUGUCGGCGGUAGCUGAUAAAAGGAGGUGGCUGCUCCGGGAGCCUGGCAGAGCUGUGUAAACCCAGCAGGGAGGAGUACGCAGAGGACUCAUGGACAUACUGAGGAAUAUAGCUUAUCAGCCGGCUAGCGGGGGCAAGAUGUGCGAGCAGACACUGGGCAGAGUCGUUGACAGCAGCAGGAGGUGGAGGGUCCCAGCUGAGGGCGACCAUAUCCACCACACCUGCCCUACCUCUGCCAGCGAGGUGUCCAGGAUUAUAACAGACCCCAGCACAGGAAAGAGAUACUGCAGGGGCAGAGUGCUUGGCAAGGUAACCCACCGGGCAUGACACAUGGCACUGUCAGCUGCUGAUAAGGCAUUGCUGCUGGCACACUCUAUGGGAUGCAUUGAAGCAUUGCUCAUCGGAUGCAAAAUUUGGAUUUACAGACAUUCUAAAUGGAAUCCAAGUCCUCUCUAUUCUAGUAACAUAAAAUAUUUAUUUCCAUAUAAUACCAUGGUAUUCCAAUCACCCCCUCCCCAUCUUGGAUUAUCUGGGCAUCUCCAUUGCUAUUAAACUGGUACCUCUCACUGCAUCUUCAUACCCCAUCCUCUCCCUGCCAGCAGUGAUUACAGCCAAACACUAUUAUCAGUGGCUGGUGAUGUCUAAUUCUGAAUGAAAUUCACAUUAUAUUGAUUUAUUGAUCAGCAACAGGUUAAUCUAAAUGUGUUUUUCUAUGCUGGUACUGUACAUUUGCAGACACAUAAGGAACAUGUAUUUUUUUAUGGUUUCAUUUACUACUUGAUAUUAUUGUCUAAUAAAAAUACUCUAAUUCUGCAUCAGUCUAAUUCAUUCCACUAAAAUAAUAAAUCACUGCAUUUUAUAAUCCUCAUGGGUUCUGCCUCAAUGCAUCAUUCUACUUGAUUUCUUUAUGUUGUUUAUUAAAAAUUAAAUAGACUUGUGAGAAUAUUGUUUUAUUUGAUUGCUAAUACCUUUGUCCUUUGUGCAUUGAGCCCUUUGCUUUCUCCCCCAGUCUGCCGAGGGGUUAAAUGUACCAGAUUUGCACUACAGAUAUAUUGCAUUAUGUGUAUUGCAAUGUUUUAGUUUGAUUGCUGUGGUUAAUCCUUUAAUCAUUUUAUACUUGCCACACUGCAUUCACAUAGGUUUUGUCAUUGCCGUUUCUUCCAACCUUUGAUUCAUUAUCAUUGCUUUGUUUAUAGGGUGGAUUUGCAAAAUGCUAUGAAAUGACAGAUUUAACAACCAACAAAAUCUAUGCUGCUAAAAUAAUCCCUCACAGCAGAGUAUCCAAACCACAUCAGAGAGAAAAGGUAGGUACAAUAAAACUUAAUCACACAUGUCUAGUUUAUUUUUAGUGACAAUAACUUUUUAUGGAAUUUAUAAUAUAUGUACUUAAAAUUUUUUUAAUUUUUUUUUAAUUUGUAGAUUGAUAAAGAAAUUGAAUUACACCGGACCCUUAAUCAUAGACAUGUUGUGCAGUUUUAUCACUAUUUUGAAGACAAAGAAAAUAUUUACAUAUUACUGGAAUACUGCAGCAGACGGGUAAGCUUCUUGGAUUGUUUUAAUUGUCCCUCCUUGUUUCUAACGAAAUCAGCCUCUCAGAUUGAUUUCUACGGUACCAAGAAAUUCACGGUCACAUCGCAACAAUCCUUUCAUUUGUCUUUGCAGUCAAUGGCUCACAUAUUAAAGUCCAGGAAAGUAUUGACGGAUCCUGAAGUGCGCUACUACCUCAAGCAGAUUGUGUCAGGGUUAAAAUACCUACACGAGCAAGAAAUCCUCCACAGAGACUUAAAAUUAGGUAAUCAUUUUAACUAUUUAUUUUCUAACUAUCCUUCAUGUAUUAGCAACAUCCUGCAUGUGUUAGACUGCAAGCUCUUUGGAAAAUAUAUUUUUUUGUAUCCUGAAAGAAUCAUUCAUGUGAUCUUGAGAUCUAUAUAUAAUAUUGUAUUCAAUAGGGAGAUUAAUUUGGUCAAGGCUCAAUCUGGCUUAUUGCAAUUUCAGGCUUCUCUUCUAUGAAUUUUUUCAUGUUAUAGUAAUGGUUUGCUUGUUUUUCUUUGUCUCUAGGAAAUUUUUUUAUAAAUGAAAGUAUGGAGUUAAAAGUGGGCGAUUUUGGUCUGGCAGCCAGAUUGGAACCUCUUGAACAAAGAAGAAGGUGGGUUUUUAUUUUUUUAUGAAGUCCACAUGCUAUAGCAGUCGAUCCUCAAGGAUCUUAACAAUACGAUUGGAUUUUAAUUUUUGGCUUUUCUUCUCCCCCAGAACUAUUUGUGGCACACCAAAUUACCUCUCUCCAGAAGUGCUUAAUAAACAAGGACAUGGAUGUGAAUCAGAUAUAUGGGCAUUAGGAUGUGUAAUGUAAGUGUCUCUUAAAUGAAAAUCGGCAUACAUUUCUAAUUCUAUUUAUAUAAAAAAAGAAGUAAACUAAAUGUCUUUAAUAAGACAAUGCAUUGAUAUCGAUUUAUAAAGAUAAAUUAAAUAAAUGGAUAGUUGCUUAUCAUCACAAACCUCCAUACUUAAAGAAUACAUUAAUUUGAGAACGACAUAGCCCGGAAUGCAUGUGGAGGGUAUUUAUUGUUUCUUAAAAAUGCUUCAAUGUGGGUAAAGCAAUCACUGUUUUUAAGGUAGUGUGUAUAUAUAUAUAUACAGCCAGGCACACUAGACGUGGGUUAUCCCUGUAACACAGUUUAGAUAGGGUUAGGUAUUUGGCCUAUAUUUCCAAAUUGAACAAAGGGGUGGAGUAGCAAUGCGUGUAACUUUCAUUGUAGAACUAUGCAACCUACAUCAGACUAGUUAAUUAUAUGAGAAUGUAUGCCUAUAUCUCUUAAAUGCAGAUGUUUAAGGAUUAUUUUUACUGGAAUAAUUACAGUGCAAUAAAACGAGAUUUGUCUUCUUUUCUUAAAGGUAUACCAUGUUACUUGGCAGACCACCCUUCGAAACAACAAAUCUUAAAGAAACCUACAGAUGUAUCAGGGAGGCAAGAUACUCCCUCCCAUCGUCAUUGAUGUCUUCUGCAAAGCAUCUCAUCGCAAGCAUGUUGUCAAGAAACCCAGAGGACAGGCCAAGCUUGGAAGAAAUCAUCCAACAUGACUUUUUCUCGCAGGUAUGUGAAUGACAUUGUCUUUAUUAUCUGUUUUUGUUUUUUGGGAUUUUUAAUUUUUUUUUUUUUGUGAUGAAUGCAUAAUUAGGUUAUUAAUUGGCUCUUUACUUUUUUCCAUUUGCUUCAGGGCUUCACACCCGACAGACUUUCCUCCAGCUGCUGUCACACUGCACCUGAUUUCCAUUUGUCGAGCCCUGCCAAGAGUUUCUUUAAAAAGGCUGCUGCAGCUCUAUUUGGUGGGAAGAAAGAAAAAGCAAAAUACUUAGAUAAUCACAGUGAGUAUCAAAAGGUUAAUUGUUUACAAUAAAAUGAUAGAUGGAGCAUACUCCUCCAUACAUUCUUCAUAACACAGACGAAUUCUAACAGGACUAUGUUCUUUGCAGAUAAGCUUCCAAAGGAAGAUGAAGAAAUUUACAAGCUGAGACAAGACUUGAAGAAAACCUCCAUCUCUCAUCAGCCUCAAAAUCCCAGAACAGAUGAGGUGAGUUGACUUUCCUGUAAAUUGGCUGGGGUGCAAAGGGACUUGUAUAGAAAUUGGUAUUUUAUUUUUAGACCACUGCUGAAUUUCAUUCUUUUGUGUGACAUAUAUGCAAAUAUAAUUUUUAUUUUUAUUUUUUAGGACAGCAAAACUGUAUCCAAAUCAAGUGUUCUAGAAAAGAGUGACAAACAGCAGAUGGGAGACAUGAUACGAAUGAUUGUCAGAGGAACCCUUGGAAGCUGUAGCAGCAGUAGUGAAUGUAAGUAUGUCACAAGACCAAAGAGGACCUUCUCUUGUUACCAUGUUAGGUAUUCUGUCGAGGGGCAGAUCUUCUUGAUAGUAAUUUCUCAUAUAUUCACCUCCAGGUCUUGAAGACAGCACCAUGGGUAGUGUUGCUGAUACUGUUGCACGUGUUCUUAGAGGUUGUUUAGAAAACAUGCCAGAUUCAGACUGUAUUCCUAAAGAAGAUAUAAGCACAUCAUUCCAUUGGGUGACAAAGUGGGUGGACUACUCCAAUAAGUACGGCUUUGGUUACCAGUUGUCAGACCACACCGUCGGUGUCUUGUUUAAUAAUGGAGCACACAUGAGCUUGCUACCUGACAAAAAGUAAGUGUUACAGACACUCUAUAGCCUGCCUCUAACUGCUUGCCUACCAUCCUUAUGUCCCUACGUUUCUCUAAUAUAUUGUUUUAUUCUUCCUCUCCCAUCAUAGGACUGUGCACUACUAUGCAGAACUGGGGCAGUGCUCAAUAUUCCCAACCACCGAGGCUCCGGAACAAUUCAUUAGUCAAGUUACAAUUCUGAAAUACUUUUCUCAUUACAUGGAAGAGAAUCUUAUGGAUGUAAGUAUCCCAUUGAUCUCAUGCUAAAGAAAAUAUACUAAAUUAUAUAAUUUUUAAGUGUUAUAGUCAAUCUCUAAAAAUCUUAUUUCAUAGAAAUUGGGAGAAAAACAUCUAGCGCACAAUUCAGUCUUGUGAUAUGCUGACACUUUACAUGUCCUGUUGUGCAAUGAUGUCCAACACCUAUUCUUAGUCCAUUCUAGAUAAAAUACCAGUCUGUGAUUAUUUGGUUAGAUAUGAUAUAGAAUAGAUUAGGAUUUGGACCUUAAUUUCAUUUUCAAACAACUGUAAUGGUGUAAUGAAUAUCACAGUGGAUAAACUAACAUAUUUUUAUUUUAUUUUUAAGGGAGGUGACUUACCAAGCGUGACAGAUGUAUGUAGACAAAGACUUUAUCUUCUCCAGUGGUUGAAAUCUGACAAAGCUCUCCUAAUGCUUUUUAAUGAUGGCACAUUUCAGGUAUUUAUCUUUACACGUCUGACCUAGAUUUAUCUAAAUGAAACAGGGAUGUUGUGUUCCUACGAUUACAUACUUUAAUAUAUUAAUUUAUUUACCUUUUGCAUUCCACAGGUGAAUUUUUACCAUGAUCAUACGAAGAUCAUAAUUGCCAACCAAAGCGACGAAUACUUAUUAACCUAUAUAAACGAGGAUAGGAUGUCUACAACAUUUCGUCUGAGCACUCUUCUUCUGUCUGGAGGUUCAAAUGAUCUAAAAAACAGAAUGGAAUAUGCAUUGAACAUGUUGUUACAAAGAUGCAAUUGAGUUAGUUAAAAGCAAUUGGAUACAAUCAAGACAGAACUGUCCUACACUGUGAGAUCAUAUGUAUGAGGCAUUGGAACGUGCCGUGUUGGAAACGGGAGGUGGUACGAAAAGAAAUUUCCUACGUGGUGCGCUGGGCUGGGACCAGACUGAGGCUCAAUCAAUCCUGCUUUGUUGGAUUUUUUUUUUCUUUUUAUGGAUAAAGUUUGUCCUCUUGAUUUUGGAAAAUGUAUGUAAUAGGCUGCAAGCACAUAAGCUUCACGGGUAGAAAAAGAACAAACUCUGACAAAGUGGGGUAGUUUUGCAUUUAGCUCCAUGGUGAGCAUUUAUAUGGAGGAUUUGUACUGUGAACAUUUUUCCGAUUCCUGGAUGGAUAUGGCAAACCUAAAGGACAAAGAAUGUUUUGAAAACUAUGGAAUCGCUGUGAUCAAUGCAGCUCGCGACUGCUUAACUGUGAACUAUGGCCAUAUUUUUGUUUGUUUUGUUUAAUACCCACAUUUGUGGCUGGACAAGUGCAUUCCUAGUUAUUAAAUAAUUUAUUACAGCCCAAAGUGAUGUAUUAUUUAUGAAUUUUUUGGACUUUAAUAUUUUAAGUACCGGUAUACGUUGUUGGCAAUAAAGAAAAAUGUAAAAUGA
This is a messenger RNA of Pelobates cultripes (western spadefoot toad), 5842 nucleotides long. The record is from the annotation of a GenBank genome assembly. NCBI's taxonomy places the organism in Eukaryota, Metazoa, Chordata, Amphibia, Anura, Pelobatidae.